Molecule: messenger RNA, 3477 nt
Organism: Polychytrium aggregatum
Lineage: Eukaryota; Fungi; Chytridiomycota; Chytridiomycetes; Polychytriales
Exons: 15
Coding region: 1-3315 (1104 amino acids)
Biological process (GO): axoneme assembly
Cellular component (GO): cytoplasm
Source: RefSeq, a predicted model, not a curated record
AUGAGCUCGCAAGAUCAUCCAGACCAGGACCUCCUCGAAGGGAAUGCCGUCCACGACAGCGACCCGCCACCACAGAACUCUGAUACUGACCCGAGCCACGAUCACACCUUCCAGCCGCCAGAGAGUGAUGCCCAAGAUCCUGCUCGCGACCCGUCUUCGAUCCCAAACGCGGAUGACCCAGGACCGAGCGUCGACCCGACAGUCGGCAAUUCGGUUCCUGUGCCCUUCGGCACCGGCACAUCGCGUGUCGCAGAUGACGGAAACGCGCCGCUUUCCGCCAAUGCACCAACACAGCCCGCCGAUAGCGUCGCCAGAGUCGACGAGGACGAGCUGGACCUCGACGCAUUCAAGAAUCUGCCGGAGCUUCCGCCCCUUCCCGUUCUCGAGGCUGUUCAGGACGUUGGCGCACUGGGGCUCCCGACUGCCACCGAUCUGCUUGCCACCGGCAUCAAUCUGCCGCAGUAUACCGUCGACUCGCCCGCGAACAUCCUCGCCAAGUUCGGGAACCAGAGCGGCCCAGACAGUUCCUUCGACCCUGAUGGCCAGGAUGAUGGUGUUGACGCUGAUGGCGCCAUCGGCAACGCUGCUGCUGAAGAUGAGGAUGACGAGGAUGAGACCGAGAACGAGCUCAUGGUUCCGGCAAUACGUGUCAAUAUUGGCAAGUCCACCAUGACCCGCCAGGACGACGACGACGAAGACGAGGACGAGGACGAGGACUCCAUGAUACUCGAUCCGGACAAUCCGCUCAUGAGACGAGUCCAAGAUGCCCUCGAGAAACAGCUGACACAGCAAUUGCUCAAGGUCGAGAUGGAGCUGAAGGAUAAGGAAGAGUCUGUUCGAAAGGCAACCAAGCGCCGCGAAGAGAUCGGCGUCGAGCUCUAUGCCGUCCAGCAGCAGCUCGCCCGCCUCCAGGCUGUGCUGGAGAGCGCCGAGGACAACUUUGAUGUGAUUCGAAGUUACCGUGAAGAGGCCGAGCGCCACCUCAAACACACCAGCGCACAGCACAAGGAGGAGAAGGACAAGUAUCUCCAGCACCAACGCAGCCUGGAACAGCACAAGCACGAGCUCGAAAAGAUAUCGCGCACGCUCCAGCAGGUUGAUUUGUAUAACGAGGAGCUCCGUUCCAAGAUCCUCGUCGCAAAACGUACAACUCUCAAAGCCGAGGAGGACAUCACAAACCAGGAGAUUGAAAAGAAACGCCAGGAUUACUUUAUCGAUCAUCUCACCGAUCAACUGCGCAAGCUCCAGGAGAAGCGAGUGUUGUAUGACAACCAGUACCUUGCCCAGCAGAAGGAAACCCACGCUGCCAUCGAGACCUUGCAGGAGGCCUCGACCGAGAUGGAGGCCAUUCAGUUCGAGAAGCGCCAGCUCAUCCAUCAAUGGAAGUCAUCGCUGAUCGGUCUACAGCGACGACAGGAUGUGUUGCAGCAGAUCGAGCAGGGAAUCCAGACAAGCAAGGACCAGAUCCAGAGCAUGGUCGGCGAGAUCAAUGGGUUCAAACUCAGCCUCAGGCGGGCCCAGGAAGAAAGCGAAACGGUCACGAUGCUGCUGGCGAAGCUCGAAGGAGAAGUCAACUUCCUCAAGAAGCAGAUCGGCAUAGUGGGAGAAAACAAAGAAAAGCUCAAGGACACAUACAUGGUUUACACAAAAAGUCUUGGCCAAACCGAGCAAGAACUGGCUCAAGUCAUGCAGGAGCGACAAGCGUUGCAGCUGGAAGUCGGCGCCAUCCAAAAGUUGACACAGCAAACAAUCGCAGCGACACAGAAGAUCGAGUCUGAAAUUGCCGAGAGUCUGCAGAACCAAAUCUCAAUCGAAAAGGGCGCUUCAGGGGCGCGCAAGGACGGGUCGAAGCUGCGGGCCAUUAUCCACGAGAAGGAAGCCCAGAUAGCUGCAACCCAGAACGAAACCUCCAACAUUCGCCUUGAUACACUCAGCGUGAGCAGCCGCAUCGCAACCAUGAAGGACCAAGUCGUCCGAAUCGACGGCGAGAUGGCCGACAAAAACAACCUGAUCGAAAAGUACGAGGUCGAGAUCCGCCGUCGCAACGACGAGCUCGGGAAGAAGCAGUCGGAGAUGGAUCUUCUCAACAAGAAGUUUGACCAGCUUAUGGCACGGAACCAGGACGAGUCUGUCGGCCCGCUUGAAGCCACCAUCCACAAUGUCACCAAACUCGUGGCGGCCAAGGAGAAAGAGUGCACAAUGCUGCAGCAGUACUGGCUGCGAGCACAAAACGAACUUGUCUCCAUGAGCAAGCAGAGCGCCGAGCUGAUUGACGAGACCCAGGAUCUGAAAAUGAAGAUGACGGUGCUCUCCCGAAAGAAGAUGGUUGUCAAUAAUCAAUUCGAGACCGAGGAGAAGGCCAUUCGCGAGCACAAGAGAAAUAUUGGGCACCUGCAAAACGAGCAGGUCAAAGUCAACAUCCUGCUCUCCAAGCAGGCACACAUUCAGUCCCUUCUGGAGGAGAGCACCCUGGAUCUAGAGCAGGAGUUUCGGGCUAAUCUCAAGGCAGGUUCGCUCGAAGCGGAACUAGAGUCGAUCCGUCUCGAAAAGAAGGCCGACGACUUGGUUGUUGAGCGCGACAAGGCGCUCCAGGGGCUUGUUGAGGCCGAACGACAAAUGAUGCUCUGGGAAAAAAAGAUUCAGCUCGCAAAGGAAACCAAGGCGGCGCUGGACCCGAACAUCGGCGCGACCGAGAUCAAGGAGAUGGGAAUCGAGAUCCAUCGCAUGAAGCUUCGCUACGCCAGCAUGCUCAAGCUGCAGGAGAAGAUGAUUGCUGAGAUGGAAAAGAGCGUGUUUCGACGAGAGACCAUCGCCUCCCGAACAAAGACCAAGGGAAAGGGCGGCGGUCAGAUGUCGUUACAAAAGGCCAUCGCGGAUCUCACCAAAAAGACACGCCAGACAAUGAACGACGUCAAGGAAUGCGACCGAGAUAUUGAAUCGCUUCUCCAGUCGCAUCAGCGCAUCACCAGCGACAUACAAGACGUUCAGCAGGAGUGUGUCGCUCUGGAGCAAAAGGAGUCGCGGCUGCUGCAAGAAGUCGAGCAAUGCUUCCAGGAUAAGCAGUUGUUCACCAACUUGACCCUCUUGCACCAAAAGCAAGUACGGCGCUACCAAGAACUCAAGGAGAGCAAGUACCAGUAUUUGUGCAAAACACUAGAUGCACGCACCGCAGAGCUGUCCAGACAGGAGGAGCGCCUGCAGAAGCUCGAGGCCGUGGUCAAGCUCGUCGAGAACGAGUGCAGUAGUCCACUCCAGCUAUCGGUCGCAGGGAUCACGAGGCUCAUAUCCGAGGCCACGGUCAAGUUGCUUCAGUAGCAAGAGAUUGGCUCGAAUUACACUGAUUGAUUGCACCACGAUGUAUUCUCGUACACAGGCUCAGAACAGAGUAUCCCGUUCCGUUCCGAGUCCUCAGCAGUCGCUGUUUUACAGGCAAUCCAAUAAAAAACGGGACACCCGGGUUUUUGACCAUUCAUCGAA